AUGCUUGAGCUCUUCAUAUCACUCGGACUAGUGAUACUCAACGUCCUCGCGGCAAUCAUCGGCUACACGGAGCUACUUUACAACGAUGAACGACCAGUCAUUUUCUUGAUUGAUUCGAUGAUUGGUUGGGUUGGCUUGAGCAUACUCUUGAUUUGCCUCAUUGCCAUCCAGAACUAUCGAUCCAACAAUCCCGGAGAUAGAGCAAAAUCACCCCCUUCGAUUCUCUUAAUCUUGAUGGCCUUCUUUGUGGUCCUGUUCUUCCUUCCCUCGCCCUCAUCGGAAGCCGUCCCCGCCCAGAAAGAGCAAUUGGCUACUACUACUACCACUACCAGAAUUUCAGUCACUUGCUCCUCGAACCAGGAGAUCUCUGCACCUUUUGAAAGCAAGGAACCGUUGAAGUGUCACACUUACGGUGGACAGCACAACGCGACCGCUCAAUACUGUGUCCCUUCAGAAAGGUUCUCUGAUCCUACUCCACAACUAGUUAUAGGCCACAGAACAGAUCAGGUCCUUGGCGAUCAAGAACUUCGACUGGUGACCAGGGACAAUCAGUCUUGUUGGAUAUAUCAAAUGAAUACAGGAGAAGAUAGUGCUGAGAAAGGAAUAAGUGGGGGUGAAAUACACUAUUGUAUGCCCUUGGGUUGCCAGGCAUCCGAAAAUGACUGUCACCUUUCCCCCCCAGUAAUCAUGUUUUUGUGGGAUAAUGAACCAAGCAGUUCCUAA
This is a messenger RNA of Glarea lozoyensis ATCC 20868, 723 nucleotides long. RefSeq lists its product as uncharacterized. The transcript has a single exon. Bases 1 to 723 code for a protein of 240 amino acids. Lineage: Eukaryota; Fungi; Ascomycota; Leotiomycetes; Helotiales; Helotiaceae. The record is from RefSeq and is a predicted model, not a curated record.